Nakaseomyces glabratus is the source of this 441-nucleotide messenger RNA. RefSeq names its product phosphatase YCH1 (gene YCH1). The record is from RefSeq and is a predicted model, not a curated record. Gene Ontology annotation, cellular component: cytoplasm; nucleus. Lineage: Eukaryota; Fungi; Ascomycota; Saccharomycetes; Saccharomycetales; Saccharomycetaceae. Gene Ontology annotation, molecular function: protein tyrosine phosphatase activity.
AUGUCGAGAUCAAUAGCUAAUAUACAGUACCUUGAGGCUAAGAACCUGGCUCACUGGAUGAAGUCUGCGGAUGCGCCGCUGUUUCAAGUAAUCGAUGUGCGGGGCAGUGACUAUGUCGGGGGGCAUAUAAAGGGGUGCUGGAACUACCCGUACAGGAGGUUGAAGGUCGAUGAUGGAUACAUGGAAGAGAUGUACAAAGCGCUAAACAAGAAGCUUGAGGACACUGGCUCAGAUCGUUCACUCAACGCGAUUUUCCACUGUGCACAAUCACAACAGCGUGGACCUGCCGCAGCAAUGAAGCUGCUACGGUUCCUGCCAGACGACAAACUCAGCAAUUUCAAGAUAUGGGUAUUAAGAGGUGGAUUCAACCAUUGGCAAGACCAAUACGGUGAAGAUCAGGAACUUACUGAGGACUAUGAGCCGGACAUUUGGUCUUGGUGA